Ambispora leptoticha is the source of this 486-nucleotide messenger RNA. Lineage: Eukaryota; Fungi; Glomeromycota; Glomeromycetes; Archaeosporales; Ambisporaceae. The record is from the annotation of a GenBank genome assembly.
AUGAAAAAGAUGCAACUUUUUUAUAUUUUUGAACUUAAUGAGCCAAAGAAGGCGAAUGUUGCUGCUGAAGAACCCAAAAAUUUGCACGUUGAGUGGCCGCCUUCUUUUAAUUUCGAAACAUUAUUCAAAAAUACAAGACGAAAAAAAAGGGCUCCAAAUGCAUUCAUACUUUUUCGUAUCAAAUAUUUAGAGAGUCUUCAACAGGUUGGCGUUAAUUGGCCAAUGUCUAAAGUAAGCCGUAUGGCUUCCGCAGCUUGGAAACGUCAGCCAGAACAUAUAAAGACAAAAUACGAAUCUUUAUCGUUUGCUGCGAAUCUUUCUUGGGCGAAAUGGAAUCCAAGACCCAAUGUUAUAAAUUCAGGAGUUCAAAGAAAUUCUCAACGACUAGUAAACAACAGCCCCAAUCUUUACCGAUCCCCUGCAUAUUUUGCCAACUUGGAUACAAACAAUGCGCAAAUCUUUGGCGAUGAGAUGAACUCCGAAUAG